AUGGCAGACAGCGGGAUGCAGGCAAAGACCUUUGGGCGGAAGAAUAAGAAGGGUUUGGCCUUGAACAAGCCAGCACCGCGGCCUGCUGCACCACCAGAGACUGAGAUGCAGCUGCCCGGUGGGAGCGAAAAUGGCCGAUUAGAAAUUGGAAUAGAAUAUAAGUUGGAUCUGAAAAGGGAGGACCUCGAAGUGCUGAAAGAUCUUGGUGCCGGAAAUGGAGGAACCGUCAGCAAAGUUCGACAUACGGCCACCAAUACAAUCAUGGCUCGAAAGGUCAUUCACGUCGAGGCAAAAACUGAAAUGCGAAAGAGAAUCGUUCGAGAGCUUCAGAUCAUGCACGAUACGAAUUCCAUCUACAUUGUAAACUUCUAUGGUGCCUUCUUGAGCGAGAACAGCGACGUAAUUAUGUGCAUGGAGUAUAUGGAUGUUGGAUCCAUGGAUAGAAUAUCAACACAUUUCGGUCCGGUUCGGGUGGAUGUUUUGGGAAAGAUCUCAGAGGCAACUCUUGGAGGUUUAACAUACCUCUACACCAAACAUCACAUCAUGCAUCGCGAUAUCAAACCUUCGAAUAUAGUAGUAAAUUCGAAAGGACAAAUCAAACUUUGCGAUUUUGGUGUAUCUGGAGAGUUGGUCAAUUCGGUCGCAGAUACUUUCGUAGGGACAUCAACAUAUAUGGCACCAGAGAGAAUCCAAGGGCAAAAAUAUACGGUCAAAUCAGAUGUUUGGAGUUUUGGUUUGACAAUUAUGGAGUUGGCUAUUGGAAAGUUUCCUUUCGAUGCUAGCGAACAUUUGGAUGAUGGAGAUGGAGCACCGGCUGGUAUUUUGGAUCUCUUGCAACAGAUCGUUUAUGAACCAGCUCCAAGGCUACCAAAGAGUGAAGCUUUCCCAUCUAUUCUCGAGGAUAUGAUACAAAAGUGCAUGUCCAAGAACCCGGAUGAACGUCCUACGCCAGCUGAACUUUUCGAACGUGAACCAUUCGUUCAAGCUGCAAAGCGGACACCAGUAGAUCUCAAAGAAUGGGCAGUUGGUAUGAUGGAAAGAGACAACCGUAAAUCUCAUCUCGCUCCUCAACUAUCACCCUCUACCCAACAACUCCUACGAUCAAGUGAUUCUCCCACCACCACACAAGAUUCAAACGGCGAUUACUCAUUGCCAACCCCAACAUCUGGUGACAUCCCAAUCGGCGGCGCCGACAUCCGCUCCGCCAUAACCUCCCCCCAACACACCAAAAACGACGGCUACUCACCCACCACCAAAAACGGCUCCAUGAGUCUCGGCCGCGCAGGCGGCGCUGCAAUCCACCCAGGCCUCCCCCCACGCGUCUCAACCACCAACUCCGUCCCACGCGUAACCACGCUCAACGGACCCGACCACAGCGCCUCCAACGGUCCCUCCAGCGCCAGCGCGGCUACCUUCAGCACCACCAUCCCCAUGCGUCCCGCGCCCCCUGGAGGCCCGCUACCUCCGCCUCCGGUGCCGAAGAAGGAGGGUGCCGACUUGGAUGGACGUAAGGAGAGUAGACGCCAGGCGCAUUUUGGGAAUGGGUUGUAUGGAAGCAAUUAUCCGGCGGGCAAUGGGACGGGUCCUUAUUGA
Glarea lozoyensis ATCC 20868 is the source of this 1593-nucleotide messenger RNA. Its product is annotated as Protein kinase-like (PK-like). Bases 1 to 1593 code for a protein of 530 amino acids. The record is from RefSeq and is a predicted model, not a curated record. The transcript is spliced from 4 exons. Gene Ontology annotation, molecular function: ATP binding; protein kinase activity. NCBI's taxonomy places the organism in Eukaryota, Fungi, Ascomycota, Leotiomycetes, Helotiales, Helotiaceae. Gene Ontology annotation, biological process: protein phosphorylation.